Molecule: messenger RNA, 1484 nt
Organism: Haliotis rubra (blacklip abalone)
Lineage: Eukaryota; Metazoa; Mollusca; Gastropoda; Lepetellida; Haliotidae
Product: alpha-N-acetylgalactosaminidase-like
Biological process (GO): glycosylceramide catabolic process; glycoside catabolic process; oligosaccharide metabolic process
Cellular component (GO): cytoplasm
Molecular function (GO): alpha-galactosidase activity
Source: RefSeq, a predicted model, not a curated record
GGAGACCGAGUCCGACCGUGUUCAUCAACAACAGCCCGUGCGCCCCCUGGAGGGUUCGCCCCGACCAAGUAUCUCAUCAGCGGUGUUGGGAGUCGGCACAGUCACUAACUUCAAGAAUGCACCAGUACCUGUGCCUACUGUUGCUGUGUGGGGUCGUGCAUGGACUCAACAAUGGCCUGGCUCGCACACCACCCAUGGGUUUCUUGUCCUGGGAGCGAUUUCGCUGUAACUUGGAUUGCAAGAAUGACCCGGAAAACUGUGUCAGUGAACAUCUGUACAAGUCCAUCGCUGACGUGAUGGUUGCUGAAGGUUAUCGUGACCUUGGGUACGAGUAUGUCAACAUUGACGACUGCUGGCCUGCCAAGGAACGUGAUGCGGAGGGCAGGCUCCAGGGCGAUCCGGACAGGUUCCCCAGUGGCAUGAAAAACCUGUCUCAGUAUAUGCAUUCAAAGGGGCUGAAGCUAGGCAUCUAUGAAGACUUUGGUAAAGAAACCUGUGCAGGCUACCCAGGGAGUGAAUUCUUCCUCCGCACAGAUGCAAACACAUUUGCUGAUUGGGAAAUAGAUCUCCUCAAGUUUGAUGGUUGUAAUUCUGAUCCGAAAGAUAUGGACGUAGGCUAUCCUUUGAUGGAGUUUUUUCUCAACCAGACCGGACGACCUAUUCUGUUCUCCUGUAGUUGGCCUGCUUACGUUGUGGGCACUCUGAAACAAGUGCCCGACUACCAAGCCAUCAAAGAAAACUGCAACAUCUGGCGGAACUACAAGGACAUUCAGGACUCAUGGGACAGCGUCCUCGACAUCAUCAACUACUAUGGCAAAAAUGAAGGCAACUUUUCCGAAGUCGCAGCUCCAGGUGGAUUUAAUGACCCUGAUGAGCUCAUUGUUGGAGAUUUCGGCCUCAGUUAUUACCAGCAGAAGGCACAGUUUGGAAUGUGGGCCAUGAUGGCGUCGCCAUUAUUCAUCUCAGCCGACCUUCGCAACAUCAAACCUGAGUUCAAGGCCAUCCUGCAGAAUAAAAGAGUCAUCGCCAUCAACCAGGACCCUCUUGGUGCCCAGGCCACCAGACUGUACCAGGCCGGUGCGAUUCAAGUAUGGCGGAAACCUCUGGCAGUCAAUGGAACAUUUGCUGUUGCUGUUCUCAACACAGAUAAUCAGGGCAUGCCAACAAAGGUGACUCUGACACCAGCGCAGAUCGGUGUGCCCAACCCUAACGGCAUCAACAUUACCGAGACAUACGAUAACGUCCAUGUAGGUGCAUUUAAGCCUGGCCAAAGCUUCACCCUCUCUGUCAACCCAACUGGGAUCUUCCUUGCUACUGUUGUGCCACUGUCAUAAUGGGAGGCAAAUCUUCUGGGGCUGCUAUGAAUCCACUAGGAGGUGAAUAUGAUACAUGUCUCAAAUAUUGGGAAACAAAUAGAAUAUUGGGUAACGAAAGGAAUAUUGGGUAAUGAAUGAAUAUUGGGUAACGAAUGGAAUAUUGGAAAA